ACCGGACGUUCAACAAGAAGCACAACAAGGAAGUCUUCAGAGUCCGCAGUUCAACUCUUCUAGAGGUUUCUGAGAGCAAAUGUUUCCCUCGUAGCGCAGGAUGCCUGGUGAAAGACUGGAGGAGAGGACGUUGGAGGUGUCACAGCUGCCUGAAGGUGUGGAUGAGGAGCUUCUGUCUUUAUACUUUGAGAACAAGCGGCGCUCCGGUGGAGGUUCACUUGUAUCUGUGAAGAAGAACGAUGACCGCGCCAUAAUUGUGUUUGAAGAUGCAGAAGUUGCAGCCCGAGUGCUGUCUAAAGAGCACCACGUUCUGCAUAAUGUUGAACUGAGUGUGAGAAAGCUUGCCUCAAAGGACCCAUGCAGACUCCUGCUGCGGGGGAUCAACCCCAACACCAGUAUAGAGAUGAUAGAGCUCUAUGUGGAGAACAUGACGGCACAGGAUGACUUCACCCUGUGUCCCUCACCGGGGAGAGAUUUGAUCCUCAUUCAUCUCGGUGAACCCCUCUCAAAAGAUUUCCAAACACUUAGCACACAAAUGUCCAAGAGGGGACUUGAUGGGGCUAAAGUAACUCUUGAACAGGUUGAACAACCUGACUCCAUCCUUGUGGAGAAUUUGCACCCUGGAGCCACUCCGGACUAUCUCACUUUAUACUUUGAGAGCAGUCGUGCUGGGAAUCAGGAUGUGAAGGAGGUCACCAUGCUAUCAGAGAGUACAGCGAAAGUGUCCUUUUGUAAAUAUGAAUCUGUGGAUAUUGUCCUGGAUCUCUCACACAAACUUGAGGAUGCACAGCUCUCAGUGAAGCCCUACUUUGAUUUUCUUUUACCUGCAAAAAGUACAUCGCAAGAAGAUGAGAGCCAAGACAUAACUGAGAACUCUGAGGAUGUGAAUGAUAUUCAAAUGCAGACUAUUGCUCCCAUGGCGGUCAGCUCCAGCAAUCCAACCCCCUGUGAAACAUCUUCGGAGCCACUUGCUGCUCAUGAGGUUGUAGAAGAGGUGGCAGAGGCAGAGGAAGUCAUGGAGGAUCAAACUGACGAUGCAGAUACACUAACGUGUCAUAUUGCUAUCACAGAUCCAGUAAAACAUGCUUUGUUUCAACACAGUACGAUUCAAGAAGAUAUAAAGAACACUAAACCAAAUGUUAGUAUCCAGACUAAAGAUGAUGGUGUUUACAUUGAAGGACCUGAUAGAGCACAAGUAGAGCAGCUUAAACAAACCAUCUUGGACUUUCUAGGGAACAUAGCAGAGACUCACUUCACCCUUGAGCUGGAAAAGGCUCAGUUUCUUGACAGAAAAGAUGUGAAGGAGCGACUGCUAAAAGCCAUGAAGCAAAGUGGCGCCUCUGCUCUGUACGCUGUAUCGGACUCUAAUGUUACGGUAAUGUCUCUAUCCCAGAACUCAGCCGAGCAAGCGUGUAGCUUUUUAAAAUCUCAAGUCUGUCACUUCAGCAUGCCUUUGAACACAGAAUAUGAGGGCAUGAUGUAUUGCAGAGAGUGGUCAGAGUUCCUGCAGGCUCUGAGUUUCUCCUCUGUAAAAGUGGCAGAACGAGGAGGGAAUAUUGAUGUUUUGACUCUGCCGGGGAUGGAGAAUGAGAAGAAGGCUGCAAUCCUGCAGUUUCUGUCUACACCCAUUGAAAGGGAGACGGUCAUCUCUAUGGAACCAGGCAUGCUGAAGUACAUUCAGAUCUUCUGUCAUCAGCUCUUGGCCGACAUGGACCAAGUGUCUAUUUUUCCAUUAGAGGCUGAGGAUGUUUGUGGGUUAAAGAUCCACGGCCACGCUGUUGCCUGCCAAAUGGCAGAGGAGGUGCUGCAAGGUGUAGUUUCCUCAAUCUGCACCAGAACCAUCACAGUAAACACUCCAGGAGUGGCCCGAUUUUUAGAUGAAAAGGAGUGUCGAAGCAUUAUGAAUGAGAUGGAGACGAAGUUUAGUGUCCACAUCAGCCCAAAAUAUGUCCCCUGGCAGCCCCUGCCACACCAGGAUAUUUUUGAAACUGCGUGGCAAAUGAUGUCACACAAAAACCUCGAGAAAAUGUCUGUGGGCGAUUCUCCGCUGGAGUUGAAGUCAGAUUUGAUGCAAAUUGAUGCUUCAAAUGGAGGCCUUUUAGAGGAGGCAAAGAAAAUCGUCUCUGCUAUCGAUGAAAGACAUGUGGAAGGUGUGUCCGCGUCAGACGAGCAGGAAGACAUGGAUAACUUAGACCUGUACACAGCAGACGACCUGAGCAGCGUGAUGGACCAGGACUCUGAUGUGACAGCUGCUGAGUCCAAUCAGAGCACUGCAAGCAGUUUAUUCUUCAAUAAAGGAGGCGUGGGCCUUUCUAGCAAUCUGGAGGAAGAGGCCCAACUGUCUUUAGCUAUCCAGUACUCUAUGGAGUCAAGGCAUUGGUCCCCAGAGGAUGACGAGGAGCAGCUGCAGAAAGCCUUGGAGUUGUCCAGGAAAAUGUCCAGACAUGAAAACUCUUCUAAUGGGACUGGCAAGACACCCCAAGUGAACCAGCUGAAGAAGGCUAACAGUAAUACCACUCUGCAAGAUGCAAUCAAGGCAGCCAACACCAUCCAGUUAUUUGUGUUUGCAGGCUAUAGCUGUGACCUGAUUCGGGUGGACAUAGCCUUUAGUAAGAAGGUCAGCCAGAGACAGGUCGAGGAGAAAAUGGAGCACAGGAGCAUAAGGAACAUGUCCGAAUACCACAAGACAUGUCUGGAAAUGAUCAAGAGGAAGCAUGCAGUUGAGAUUCAGGUUCAAGGGACCAUAAUCACCAUAUCUGGUUUCAAGGACUUUGUGACUGGAGCUGUGUGUGAUGUGAAGUUGUUGCUGGAGAAAAUUUCCAAUUCUGUGUCUGACAAGGAAAUCCUGAAGACUGUCCAGUGGCUGCAGCACGACAAAGUCUCCUCCAGCACUACUCCUUAUUCUCCCGAUGCUACGGUAUUCAUUGAGAAUGCUUUUAGGAUGAAGCUGAAGAAGGUUGAUGUCUUGCUAGACAAUCAGCCCCACAUUAUCAACUUUGAGAAGAUGCAAGAAUAUAACAUAGUUUCGGGGAAAUCAGUGAAAAUCUCCAGGAAGUCGCUGGAAUUAGGGGAUUUGAAUGAGGAUUUACCAGAAGAGGAAUACUCUCUGCUGUCAAACUUCCCUGAAGCAACCAAAGUGGAUGAGGAAUCUGACGAAUUUCAGAACGUGGUGAAGCAGUUCUAUGAGACCAUACAGGAGUACCACAGCAAAAUCAGAAUCAUACAGGUUGAGAAGCUCAUGAAUCGGCUGCUGUACAAUCAGUACAAGUUGAAGAAGGCGAGUAUACUGAAGCAUGCCACCUACCCGGUGAUUGAACGCACUCUCUACCACGGCACGAGUGAGAGCAGUGUCAAGGAGAUCUGCGUUCAUGGCUUCAACAGAAGCUUCUGUGGAAAGAACGCCACUGUCUACGGUCAGGGGGUGUAUUUUGCUGUGAACUCCGCUCUGUCCGUGCAGGAUCAGUAUUCCCCCCCAAACGCAGAUGGAUACAAGUUUAUUUUUGUGUCGAAGGUUCUAACGGGAGAUUACACCAAAGGUUGCCAUUCAAUGAAGACGGCCCCGCUGAAGGAGACUGGAGAUAUCCCCCUCAGAUACGACAGCGUGACUGACAACAUCACCAAGCCAUCAAUGUUCGUCAUUUUCAACGAUACACAAGCUUUUCCAGAAUAUCUCAUUACAUGCCAGAGAAUCCACCGAUGAGGGAAUGAAUUAGAUACCGACAAUUAAAUUUGGAGAACAGACUACUGAUGCUUUAAGGCUUCUACCGUCAGUUAAAAGAGCAAUUUUGAUUUAUAAAGAGCUAAGGUUGUGAUCAAACUCAUAAAACUAUUGAAGGGUUCCCCACUUUCACUUCUUCAGUUUGUUUGAAUAUGAUUAAAAAGAAUCAAACAACUGAACCCAAGAAGCCAAUUUUAGUUCAGUAACCUUAAACAUGCCCUUUCAGCACAUUUACAGCUCAUUGUGCCGUGGCUUUUACAUAGGCAGCACUUACUGCAUGGCAUUUGACUUGUAAUAAUCAAUUUGGUACUCACUGGUAUCACUCCCACACUCCAGUUAAUAUUACCCUUGCUUUUCCUCACUAAAUGUACCGUAUUUUUCGGACUAUACGUCGCUCCGGAGUAUAGGUCGCACCAGCCAAAAAAUGCAUAAUAAAGAAGAAAAAAACAUAUAUAGGUCGCACUGGACUAUAAGUCGCACUU
Molecule: messenger RNA, 4200 nt
Organism: Archocentrus centrarchus (flier cichlid)
Lineage: Eukaryota; Metazoa; Chordata; Actinopteri; Cichliformes; Cichlidae
Gene: parp10
Product: poly(ADP-ribose) polymerase family member 10
Exons: 11
Coding region: 101-3700 (1199 amino acids)
Biological process (GO): protein poly-ADP-ribosylation; negative regulation of gene expression
Cellular component (GO): cytoplasm; nucleus
Molecular function (GO): RNA binding; transcription corepressor activity; NAD+ poly-ADP-ribosyltransferase activity
Source: RefSeq, a predicted model, not a curated record